AUGGCCCAUGAGGUGAAUACAUAUUGGAAAAAUGUUCUCACUAUCGUGCCUAUUGUAGGGGCUGGUAUGGCUACUAUCAUCUAUCUGUUACGUCUCUAUUGCAGACGAAUGAAAGCUGUGAGUCUUCAACUGGAAGAUUAUCUAAUGGGAGUUGGUCUAAUCCUCUCCUAUGGGGUUACAGCUUCUGUACUAUUUACCGCCUUCAAUGGUGUCGGCCUACCAAUCAAGUCGCUCCCCAAAUAUGAGCGGAAGAAUAUUCAAUUCGGGACAUGGAUGAUACAGAAGUUCUGGCCCCCAUCAAUGGCCUUUGUCAAGAUCUCGAUCGUCGUCUUUAUCAAACAACUGUUUGGCUUGAUCCGUGCAUACGUUAUUCUUUCUAACUGCCUGAUUGGAUUUAUCGCCACGUGGGCUCUCGCUGGCCUGUUGGUUAAUAUCUUCCAAUGCAUACCGGUACAAUACUACUACAAUAAAGACCUUGAAGGACACUGUAUGGGAGGACAAGUUCAAUUCUUCCAAACCAUGGGCUCGAUCGCAUUGAUUGAAGAUGUUGCCAUUCUCUGCCUACCAAUCCCUGUAUUUUGGAAGUUACAGAUCAACAAUCGACAGAAAAUAACAUUAAUCCUGGUGUUUUCCUUAGGUGGAGUUGUUUGUAUCUUUAGUCUGAUGCGCCUGAUUGAAUUCCGCCAAUUCCAGGUCACUGACCUUGCGGUUUCAAGCGCCAAAGAGUCCAUCUGGACUUGCCUCGAAUUGGAUGUGGCCGUGAUUUGCGGGUGCCUCCCGUUUCUUAACCCACUCGUGAAAGGCGUCCGUAGCAAAGUGAGGAGUGAUGCCUCAAAAUAUCAUUCCCAGCCUUCUACUGGAUCCAACUUCCAUUCACACACGCGGGGAAACAAAGCUAAUUCUCGAGAGCAUCAUAGUGGCUGUGGAGCAAUAGUAAAUUCAAAUAGCCGCGAAGCUAUGGUUGCAGCAAGUUGGCAGAGCUCAGAUAUCGAGAAUAAUAGGCAAAAUGUGGACAGUGACAUGAGUACAUAG
Molecule: messenger RNA, 1032 nt
Organism: Penicillium vulpinum
Lineage: Eukaryota; Fungi; Ascomycota; Eurotiomycetes; Eurotiales; Aspergillaceae
Exons: 5
Coding region: 1-1032 (343 amino acids)
Source: RefSeq, a predicted model, not a curated record